AUGGAAAGUCCUUAUAGAGUAUCUUUAUUUGUGCCUGCUGAUCAUGCCUGCCCUUGUGUAUUUCAGCAGCUUGUACCCAUUAAUGCUCUUGAACAUUACAGAUUAGCAGCAUUAGCAGUGCUUUUGGCACUGACACUAGCACAGAAACAAAAUACUUUGGUGCUAGUGGACACGUUAGCGACUCGGGAGACUCAUUCUAUCUUCCUGAAGUCACUCCAAGAACGUGGUCAUGAAGUUACCGUGAAAGCUGCUGAUGACCCAUCACUCCAGCUCUCCAGAUUUGGGGAAUAUAUCUAUCAAAACCUGGUGAUUCUUGCUCCAGGAGUAGAAGAAUUUGGUGGGGCUCUCAGUGUUGAGGCUAUCGUUGAGUUCAUUGAUGGCAGUGGGAAUGUCCUGGUUGCUGGAUCUCGAGAAGCUGCUGAUCUUAUCCGUGAGCUUGUGACAGAAGUUGGUGUGGAAAUGGAUGAGGAAGGAGCAGCCGUCAUUGACCAUUUGCACUAUGAUGCAAAUGAUGAUGGGCAGGUAAACGCUAUGGAUUUCUCAAAAUUGUUCUCAGUAAAAUAUUCACUGAUUGUGAUGCAUUUUUUCAUAUCAGAGGAUUUUUUCUUUUUUCACCUAAAUCCCAUAGGUCAGAAUAUGCUGUUAGUUGCUGCUCUGCAAGCUCGCAACAAUGCAAGAGUGGUAGUUUCUGGCUCACUAGAGUUCUUCUCCGAUGCCUUUAUCAUGGCCUCUGUCCAGACACCACAGGGUAAAUUUUAUGAACGUUCUGGCAACGGCAAAGUAGUAGAAGCUCUUAGUCGCUGGGUAUUUCGGGAGGAGGGCGUCCUGCGUGUCGUAUCUAUUGAACAUCAUCUUCAGGGAGAUUCUCAACCUCCAGUUGCAUACACUAUCAAGGAAGAUGUGGAGUACAAAAUCAUGGUUGAGAGGCUUGUGAAUGGCUCAUGGAAACCAUUCAUGGCAGAUGAUGUGCAGAUGGACUUUGUUCGCAUUGACCCAUUCAUCAGGCUGACCAUGACACCCAGUCCUGAAGGGAUUUUCUCAGUCAAGUUUACGGUACCUGAUGUCUAUGGUGUAUACCAGUUCAAGGUGGAGUACAAUCGUGUUGGUUUUACACGUCUUUACAGUUCCACUCAGGUAUCAGUUCGGCCAUUCACUCACCGAGAGUACGAGAGAUUUAUUGAGUGUGCCUUCCCAUAUUAUGCUAGUGCCUUCUCCAUGAUGUUUGGUGUCUGGUUAUUUUCCAUGGUUUUCUUGCACCACAAAGAACCUAUCCCCAAACGUAAGGCCGAAUAAGUUUGCUUGUUUGACCUAAUAGAACUAGUUAACUUCACCAUUCCUGCUGUUUCUUUCAGCUGUUGUUUGUGUAGAAGAGAUGCACAAGAAGCAUAUUCAUAAUUUUACAUUUUGUAACUACAGGAUUUUUCAUCAUUCUUAAUAUUGAUAUACUGUAAUUUGGAACUGCAUGUAAAUAUUUUUAUUUUUUUUAUAUGAACUUG
Penaeus monodon (black tiger shrimp) is the source of this 1496-nucleotide messenger RNA. It is a transcript of the gene Ost48, whose product is annotated as dolichyl-diphosphooligosaccharide--protein glycosyltransferase 48 kDa subunit-like. The transcript is spliced from 9 exons. The coding region runs from base 1 to 1293 and encodes 430 amino acids. The record is from RefSeq and is a predicted model, not a curated record. Gene Ontology annotation, cellular component: oligosaccharyltransferase complex; endoplasmic reticulum membrane. NCBI's taxonomy places the organism in Eukaryota, Metazoa, Arthropoda, Malacostraca, Decapoda, Penaeidae.